AUCACAAUAUACACACAAAAAGAAAAUUGGAAAAAAAAAACACACCAAAAGAGAGAGUCAAACAGAGAUCACAGUGUGUGUAAGAGAAAAAAAAAACAAGACAACAACAAAAGAAGAAAAACAUUAAUGGCGGAAGAAGAACAAAAACCUCAAAAACACAAUAAGGAAGAAAGUGUAAAGCUUUUUGUAGGUCAAGUUCCAAAACAUAUAACAGAAUCUGAACUUACUUCAUUGUUUCAACAAUUUGCUAUUGUUGAUGAAGUCAAUAUUAUCAAAGACAAAGCCACUCGUGCUUCCCGAGGUUGUUGUUUUGUAAUAUGUCCAUCAAGAGAAGAAGCAGACAAAGCUGUUGAUGCGUGUCAUAAUAAGAAAACUUUGCCUGGGGCAUCUUGUCCAUUGCAAGUGAAAUACGCAGAUGGUGAGGUAGAAAGACUAGAACACAAAAUUUUCAUUGGUAUGCUUCCCAAGAAUGUUUCCGAGGACGAAGUUUCAGCAUUAUUUUCUCAAUAUGGAACCCUAAAAGACCUUCAAAUCUUGAGAGGUUCUCAACAGACAAGCAAAGGUUGUGCUUUUGUGAAGUAUGAGACUAAAGAGCAAGCAGUUGCAGCUAUAGAGGACCUUAACGCGAAGCAUAAAAUGGAGGGUUCAAAUGUCCCGUUGGUGGUCAAAUGGGCAGACACGGAAAAGGAAAGGUUAGCUCGAAAGGCUCAAAAAGCACACUCAUUGGCUGCUGACCCCACACAGCAUCCAUCUUUAUUUGGAGCUCUGCCAAUGGGUUACAUUUCACCAUAUAACGGUUACGGAUAUCAGGCUGCUGGAAGUUACGGGCUCAUUCCGUAUCGGCUUCCUCCAGGGCAGAAUCGGCUUUCAUUCCCCAAUGUGAUUCUGCAUGCAAACCAAGGAAAUCCAUUGAGAGGUGGGACCCCAAGGAAUUAUGCAGUGCCUCCAGCUAGAUUUUUGGGUUCUGCUUAUCCAGCUGUCCCUGGAGCUCAAUAUCCUCUGACAUACCCUGGCGGGAUGAUGAGUGGUCCUCCUAGCCCUGUACCACCACUGGUCGCAAACAAUUUUGCUGCAACAUCUUCAAAUGCCAGUUCAAGUCCCGGUGACCAGAUUGAAGGUCCACCUGGUGCGAAUCUAUUUAUAUACCAUAUUCCUCAAGAAUUCGGUGAUGAAGAGCUUGCCGAUGCCUUUAAAGAAUUUGGAAGGGUCUUAAGUGCUAAGGUCUUUAUUGACAAAGCGACAGGUGUUAGCAAAUGCUUUGGCUUUGUUAGUUAUGAUUCCUCAGCUGCAGCAGAAUCUGCAAUUAAUAUGAUGAAUGGAUACCAGUUAGGUGAUAAGAAAUUGAAGGUUCAACUCAAAAGAGACAACAAACAAAACAAGUCGCAAUAGUUUAAUGGCAAGCCGUAAUGGCUGCUGAACUCUACGUAAUUAGCCUACAUACAAUCUAAACACGGGUGGCUUUGUUAAAGUAGUUGACCAGAAAGCCCAUUUCAUCCUGUGUGUCGCCAAACCAUAAGAUUGAAUCCCCUAACACUUGUAAUUCUUGGUUAAUUACGUGUCACUGUAAUCUGUAAUUGUGCAACGAUGGAACUCGUAUAGUCAUUGACUUUCAAUUAAUUUAUUGAUUCUUCUCUUUAAAGCA
Molecule: messenger RNA, 1642 nt
Organism: Erigeron canadensis
Lineage: Eukaryota; Viridiplantae; Streptophyta; Magnoliopsida; Asterales; Asteraceae
Product: RNA-binding protein BRN1-like
Exons: 9
Coding region: 127-1389 (420 amino acids)
Cellular component (GO): ribonucleoprotein complex; cytoplasm; nucleus
Molecular function (GO): mRNA binding
Source: RefSeq, a predicted model, not a curated record